AUGGCUGGAACUGAAACUCCUGUCUAUAAUUUGGUUACUGAGUCCAAUACUUCAUAUGUUCAGACCACUAUAGCUGUGGAACCUUCUGAGAGUGCCCCAAUCCCAUGGAAGAAAAUUGCAUUUUUAAUUAUUGGACUUCUGGGUAUAGCAGCUUUCUCAUCCCUAUGCUAUGGGAUCAGGAAAGAGAUUAAGAAGACGAAAAAAAAGGAAGAAAUGGAGGAGAAGCGAAAGAACACAAAAUACUUUUAUGCGAACUUUGGUCCUGAUGGAUCGAACCGCAUUUAUAUAAUGCAAUCUCCUGGUGAGAAACUUACCAUAAUCUAUCUGCCGGGAGUGGUUGAUAUACGUGAAAAUUUGGUUACUGAAAUAAUAGCAGCAACAAAUAAUGGAAAGAUACCUCCAACAGACGGGAAGGAAAAUAAUCCCAAGCCUGUGAAUAUUGAAGAGCCACAGGCUAUUGAACCAAAGGAGGAGCUCAAGGAGGAGCCUCAAGAAACUGUGGUAAAUAAUGAUGAAAUAGAUAUAGAAAAAGGAAAAAUAGAAGAAAUUGUAGCUGACAUCAAAGAUGAAAAGAAAAAGAAGAAAUGGCGAUUUUUCCCCUUUUCAAAGGAAAAAGGAAAAGAAGACAAUGGAAAGGAAAAGAAAAAGAAAGACAAAAUACAAAAGUGGAAAAGGUUUAUAAAGAAAGAAAAGGAAAGGAAUAUUAUUGACCUUCCUUAAAUACUGGGUAUGAAGCUAAAGGAUCUGGCACAUUCGUCAAUUUGUGUGCCGCUACAUGUACUUUUGAUAAAAAAAGCCACUACCUGCCCCAGAUCAUUUCCUAUUCAGUUGAAUGGGAAGCGGGUCAUCAGUCACCUAUGCAGGGGACUUGUGGUGGGUAAUUUUUGGGCAUCUGGGGUGGGGUGGCUUUUUUUAUAGCCAUUACAAGUUGUUUCCAAGGUGGUAGUGAGGGACUAAGAAGACCUAAUGAACCUCAA
Messenger RNA from Xenopus tropicalis (tropical clawed frog), 977 nucleotides. RefSeq lists its product as uncharacterized. The record is from RefSeq and is a predicted model, not a curated record. The transcript is spliced from 7 exons. Lineage: Eukaryota; Metazoa; Chordata; Amphibia; Anura; Pipidae. Bases 1 to 720 code for a protein of 239 amino acids.